Chaetura pelagica (chimney swift) is the source of this 303-nucleotide messenger RNA. It is a transcript of the gene VPS25, whose product is annotated as vacuolar protein sorting 25 homolog (S. cerevisiae). The annotation marks the transcript as partial. Lineage: Eukaryota; Metazoa; Chordata; Aves; Apodiformes; Apodidae. Gene Ontology annotation, biological process: protein transport to vacuole involved in ubiquitin-dependent protein catabolic process via the multivesicular body sorting pathway. The record is from RefSeq and is a predicted model, not a curated record. Gene Ontology annotation, molecular function: protein homodimerization activity; structural molecule activity. Gene Ontology annotation, cellular component: ESCRT II complex. The transcript has 4 exons.
GGGCAGGUCAAGCUGCGGGAGGAGGGGAACCUGGAGUGGUUAGAUAAGAACAAAACCAGCUUUCUGAUCAUGUGGAGGAGACCAGAAGAGUGGGGGAAGCUCAUCUAUCAGUGGGUGUUGAAGAAUGGCUUGACCAACUCUGUGUUCACACUGUAUGAAUUAUCCAGUGGAGAUGAUACAGAGAAUGAAGAGUUCCACGGGUUGGAUGAGGCAAUGCUGCUCCGUGCCCUGCAGGCCCUGCAGCAGGAGCACAAGGCUGAAAUUAUCACUCUGGACGAUGGUCGAGGCGUCAAGUUCUUCUGA